AUGUCGGACGACGGUUUUGACGACGGUCUCAGCGAUGUGGAAUGUGUGGAUGUGAAUGAUAUCAUGGCCGGGUUCCGUGAUCUCACCAUCAGACUCGACGUUAAGGUAAUCGGAUAAAUGAAUUCGGUCUUUGUUUUGACCUUAACACGGCCAAUGUUUUAUUUUUUAGAUUGUGUACUCAAUUUAUUAUAUCUGCGUGUUUGUCGUCGGCCUCAUUGGAAACGGGUUGUUGAUCGCCAAAAUACGACGACAAAUGACUGUGGCAAACGUCUUUCUCAUAAAUCUCGCCAUUUCUGACCUCGUGAGUGGGCUUGAGCCACGUUAGAAAGAUUGGGGAUACAGGGUUGUCCAUGGAAUGUUUACAGUGGACGAGCUGAUCCAGUGGCAAAAACGUACCAUUUUGCAUUCAGGAAGUAUCAAAAAUGUGGCAAAAUACCUCCCUCUUCAAGUGAAAAAAACGCUCUUUUUGUGAGGAAAAAGGGCGCACACUUGAAAACAAAGUUUUUUCACUUGGAGAGGGAAGCAUUUUGCCAGGUUUUUGAUGCUUCCCGGAUGCAAAAUGGUACUUUUUUUGCCGCUGGAUGACAAAUAGUGGAUGAAAAUUUACAAAGAUCAUCCUUUUACCUGGAAUUACAGAAGACAAAAACGGUGGUUUUGUAGAUCAUCUAAAUAUAUUAUUUUGUAAAUUUUGAUUGUUUACUAUGCAGUUGUGAUGUAAAAAUUGUAAUUAAAAAACUGUGUCUUUCUUAAUUUCAGUUACUUUGCAUUACGGCGCUGCCAAUAACUCCAGUCUUGGCGUUUAUGAAACGCUGGAUUUUCGGCGAUAUCAUGUGUAAAUUGGUCCCAUUUUGUCAAGGAAUCUCGGGUAAGUUUUCCGAAAAAAUUAAUUAGUUCAAUUAAAUUCGCCCUUUUAUUUCCACCCUCAGGCCAUAAACCCUAUUUUUCGACCAUUUUGAGCACUUACUUUCCCAUCUGCUUCUAAAUUUGGAAGCCUUUUCUGAAACUAGACCCCCGGGUAUACGCAAAAAUAUCCGAAUUCCACAGACCUCGAAACGGGGUAAUUGAAUUAACUUCCGGUCAAAAUUCGGUGCCAAGAAGUUAAUUUUCCAGUUGAAGCAUAAACAGAGAUGGAUAGAGCGAAAACCAAAGAGCGGCCGAAAGGUUUGAAAAUCAUUGGCUUAAAAAAGACAUGGAGGAUUUAUUUUGUUGAUAACGGGGGAGAUAAUUGAGCAAAGUUUUCCAAAAUUAUAUUCUUUUGACAUAUGAGGUCUAUAUUUUUGACCAACCAAAUUUUUAUUGAAAUAUCCCCUCAGGGCUUUUUUAAAUUAAGAUUUUUUAGCAAAACUGCCCGCAUUUUCAUCUUUGAUUUUGAAAACCACCAGUUUCUUUGGUACGAAGUAAUUGUAGUAAAUAAAAAAAGAAAUGUUUACAAAUUGCCUAAAGGGUUUUUGGAGUGAUAUACCAAAAAUGAGGAACCCUGAGAUUCUAAAAAUUUCACGUUUGUAAAUUUAUAUCUAUUACCUGCCAAGUAAAAACCACAAAUCUUUAGGACCAGCAAGCAAAACAACACAGAAUACUACAUCUAUUUUGUCCUCCUGUCAUAACUUUUUUCCCUCUGUUAUUUUCCACCCCCGCCUUGGCCAAUUUUUCUGUGCUCCAAACAGAUAUCUGCCAGAAACCCUGGGCCAUGUUGUCUUUUCGGAAAACAUGGCAGAAACUGAAUUAGAAUCUAAACUGUAAUCAAUUUUAAUCCCAAGGAAGGGAAUUUUCGUCCCGUGGGACUUAUUUUAGUCGGCCGUUCCACUUUAAGGGCGCUAUAAAAACAUUUUGCCCACUAAAAAUGUCAUAAGUGGUUCCGGGUGGGGGAUAUUUUGAGGCCGUCGGGAUGAAAAUAACCAACAUCAUACGGAAAAAAAGAUUAAUAACAAUUUCAUGUGUGAUUCGCCUCGACAAUCUCCGAUUUCAGUCCUGAUCUCAACCUACUGUCUGUGUCUGAUCGCGGUGGACCGCUAUCGUUCCAUUGUAACCCCGCUGAAGGUUCCAUGGACCACUCGUCAGGCGCAGUGUUUCAUGUUGGUUUGUUGGACGGCGGCGGUCGUGAUCUCGCUGCCCCUAUUCGUCGCCCAACAAUUGAAACAUAUUGCAUUCGCCAAUAUAACAUUGUGCGGGCAGUUUUGCGGCGAGUACAAUUGGCCCACCGACACGAGGGUCAAGUUGACGUACGGCUCGGCGCUGCUGAUAUUGACAUAUCUCAUACCGGUUUCGAUUAUGGCUUUCUGUUAUUGGAAGAUUUUGCAAAAGGUAAGCGGUUGAAACGGAGCGAAAGAUAUUCGGGAGUGACACUUUCGGGCAGCCGGCAUUUUUCGAUUAGAAUUAUUACAGCGGGGGACCUGAUCCAGUGGCAAAAAACGUACCAUUUCGCAUCCAGGAAGCAUCGAAAAAUGUGGCAAAAUACCUCCCUCUCCAAGUGAAAAAACGCAGAUUUAAAAAGCGCGCCCGCUCUUUUUAUAACGAAAAAGGGCGCGCCCUUCAAAACGAAGUUUUUUCACUUGGAGAGGGAGGCAUUUUGCCACACUUUUGAUACUUCCCGGAUUCAAAAUCGUACAAUUUUUGCCACUGGAUCAGGUCUGUAGAAUAGGAAACCCGUCAUCAACGUAGUAUGAUAGUAAUUUUAUAUUGACAGCUCUCUGGUACUGAUAACUAUACGAAUCUAUUGAAUUCAUUCACCGCUUUCAAAGUUAUGGUUGUUUGUUUUCAAAAAAUGCUAAAAAUGCUUGGCUAACCUUAUGAUGACGAUUCAAGCCACUUAUCCACUAGUGAGCUUGAUUCGCUACAUCUAACGGCCAAAUCCUUCGUUUGAAUUUCUUAUUGUAAGCAAAUGUUGGCUGAUUUCCAAACAUGCCUGCAGAAUCUCCGUGGUUCUUCUAGCUGUCUGCAAAGUAGUUGCCCGCAAGUGUGGGCCCGCCGCACGUCAAACUAAGGAGUCCCGUGGCCGGCAUAGACUCUUCGCUAUCGGUUUUUUACACUUCGUCUUGAUUGCACAAAGAAGACAGAGAAAAGACGCUGAAAACAUACUCUCUCGCCCCAAAAAUUCCCCAUUUCUUCCUCGACAAAAGGUUUUUUCGCAUCUUUUUUUUUGGCGAAUUGCCAAUCCAUUACCGGCUUUUUUUUUGCCUGUUUCAGUUUGACGUGCGCCGCUCUUCAAUUCUCAAAAAACAUAGCGCUUUGACAACUCUAUUCCUUUCUUUUAUCAUCGUCAAAUUUAGGUCCGACAAGACUGGAUUGUGAACACCGGUUCCAUGCUAACUGAGGCUCAACAGGCUCACACGUCGGUCCGAAAACGCCGGGUUAUGUACGUCCUAAUCCUGAUGGUCGCCGUAUUCAUGGGGUCUUGGAUGCCGUUGACGAUUGUCAACAUUCUCCGUGACAUUGGCGUCUCCGCGCUGGAAGUCCAAAUGUACUUCAAACUGUUGAAUGCGCACGCUGUGGCCAUGUCGAGUAUUGUUUCUAAUCCGCUGCUGUAUUUCUGGAUGUCAAAGGUACUCUUUUUGCCACGUUUUUCUGAGAGACUGACAAAAUAAUCGGUAGUUUCAACUGCGUUUUUUAGCGGCAUCGUCGUGCCUUGAAAGACGACAUGUUUUGGUUGACCAAUGUGCGACGUCAACAUCAAAUGGGGUUGUUGGAAAAGUUUGCCCCGUCCCCGUCAGUGGGGAUUAUGUAUAGAAAAAGUCUGGAGAGGCAUUUGCUGAACACCAAGUACAAUCCGUAUAGGUGAGUAGAUAGAUUACAAAUCCGCAUACAUGUUGAGCAUGCGUAAGCAAGUUUGUUGGCAGAUAAAAGUAUUUUUUAUACCAACCUUUUUAGGCGUGGCACCCUCGCCGACCCGACGAUGAUGAGUCGCGAACGAUCUCUGCAAGAAAUGCACGCCAACUGUUUCCUCUUGGUACCAUUAAUGCCAUUGUGCGUACCAACACGAACAACCUCAACCGGGUCCUCCUGUCUGAAGGAUUCGUCGGUUUUAUUCCGAGAGAAAAUGUGA
Messenger RNA from Bursaphelenchus xylophilus (pine wood nematode), 4039 nucleotides. The record is from the annotation of a GenBank genome assembly. NCBI's taxonomy places the organism in Eukaryota, Metazoa, Nematoda, Chromadorea, Rhabditida, Aphelenchoididae.